Messenger RNA from Plodia interpunctella (Indianmeal moth), 4865 nucleotides. It is a transcript of the gene Lnpk, whose product is annotated as Lunapark. The record is from RefSeq and is a predicted model, not a curated record. Gene Ontology annotation, biological process: endoplasmic reticulum tubular network organization. Lineage: Eukaryota; Metazoa; Arthropoda; Insecta; Lepidoptera; Pyralidae. Gene Ontology annotation, cellular component: endoplasmic reticulum tubular network. Bases 313 to 1386 code for a protein of 357 amino acids. The transcript is spliced from 9 exons.
AUCUCGAAAAUUGUGUGUCGUCCGUUUUGUGAAGUGGGAUGUUUUUUAUUGGAUCGCAUUUUCUUUCGUUGACGUUUUCAAAGUAGAAAACUUGAAAACUUACCCACCGUGCCAGCAUGUGUUGCAAUUAAUGAACCCGCGCUGAACUAAUUAACAUAAUAAUUUGAAUAUCCUUUCGGUGUUUGAGGUUAUGGACUGAGAAUUCGUCAUCACAAUUUCAUAUUCAGAAAAGCAACUUAUUAAUAGUUUUUCAAUCAGUUUUCGAGUGUUAUUUAAGUGUUUUGAAUAUCUAUAUUUGUUGAGCGACUGAAAAUGGGCUUCUUCAGUUUCAUAUCCAGAUUUCGACGCAAGAAAACGACAUCGGAAAUCCUGGAGCGUCUCGAAACGAAAAUCCGAAGCAUAGAGCAGGACGGCCUUACGAAAGAAGAGACGCAACGUCGCCUGAACAGCUACGUCAAUGCGUACUCUGUGGGGCUGUACGUGGUGUUUCUGGUGCUGUACUACUACGUGUACUGCGGUAGGGGGCAACACUGGCUCCACUCGCUCAUGUACGCCUCGCCUUUCGUCGUCUUCCCCAUCGUUGCAAUAUUUCUCCGUUCUUCUAUAUCGUGGUACUACAAGCGGUCGUUGGAGAAGAACAGAAUGACGUUGAGCAAGAUGAGGGAGGAGAAGAAGAAGAUCCUAGAGGAAGUCAUGAACACUGAGACGUACAAGGUAGCAAAAGAGCUCUUGGACAAGUACGGAACACCGGAGGAGCAGUCGAGGGCAUUAAAACCGUUCGUGCCGAGCCUCAACGUACCCGGUAAAACUCCUAACUCGCCACUCCCAGCAACACCAGGCCAGUUGAGACAGCGGCAGAUCGCAGCCCUUCAGACGUCAACACCGAUUAGCAACAACAUGAAUGUCGUGCCUUUCAACUCGCCUUUAGGCGUGGGUUACAAAGGACCUAGGCUUAGGUCGGACCAACUCCCGCGGCCGCUUGUGGACAAGAACCGCUCGGCGCUCGACAAAGUUGUCGACUAUUUGCUGAAAGAUGGACCCACACAGCGGAUGGCGCUCAUAUGUGCUGAUUGUUUAUCGCAUAACGGAAUGGCAAUGAUCGAGGAAUUCGAUUAUGUGUCAUACAUCUGCGCGUACUGCGGGAAACUGAACCCAGCGCGGAAACAGCGCCCCACCGCUCCCUUACUCGGACCUUACAGGGCCCUGCCUGCCCCCACGAGGCUGCCCAUGUCUGGUGACGACUCGUCUGUCGCCAGUUCCGGAAGUGAGAGCGAAGAUGAGAAAAAAAAUGAUAUUACUCAAGCUGCUGGUGAAGGCGAAUCGGAUAAGCCUCCCUCUCCAGCCGAAGAAUCGCCGAAACAAGAACAAAACAAGAAAGAAGACUGAACGACUCGAGUCGACUUGCACGGAUAUGAGGCACCUCGAAUUAUCAAAUUUGGAAAGUUGGCAACGCAUCAGUGUCCAUGGACUGCGGUUUUUGCUUUUACCAUCAGGCAAUCUGCAUGCAUUAGCCUAUUAUGCGGUAAAAAUAUAAAAAUAACACCCGCCAUUUUGGUGAAGUCAAGGUUUGUUACUGGCCAGCAAUUGAAUUUUAAAAGUAUUAAAAUUUUGGCGAUGAAAAUAUAAUGACGUCGGCCAAGAUUUUUGAAAAUAGAACAACGCAGUAUUUGCGGAUUUGAUACUGGCAGGCAUUUGAAUUUUGAAAAUGGAAUAGUUUUGGCUGUGAAAAAGAUCCUUAAUAAAAUAUGAGAUCCUUAAUAAAUAUGUAGCACUUGCCGAUUUUAUCAUCGAAAGUAAUUAUUUUAACAGAAAAUAUUACGAAACUUCAAAAUUUUAUGAUUCAUGAAUAAAUUAUACAACAUUUUUUUCUAAUAGUAAUUUUCAGAACUAUUGUAUAUUUUUUUACAAGAUAGACGAGAUUUAAUGUUAUGUGCACAUAAUAUAGUUCAGCAUUUUGCCACGAAAUUUGAUACCAUGGCCAAAUCAAUGCCAAUGUUGACAAUAAAUAAAUUAUUGUCACCUAAUGCACAAUAAAAAUGCGUGCCUUGCUUAACGCGCUCAUUAUUAGUGUUAAUUAAAAUCGAAUGAAUUUCGUGAAACUUUUGCUAGAUGAUAGUGAUCGUGUCCAAAAUUUGCGUGUACUAUGCUAAGCGCGCAUAAAAAUUUUUCCCUCCAUAUUUAAUGCCAGCUACACAGUAUCGGCAAACAGUUCGCCAAUACAUGUCGUUUAUAAAAUCGUCCGCAAAAAAAUAUAUCAUAAUACCCGAACCUCCUCCUUUCUUCAAAGUCGGUUAAAAAUAAAUCUAAUUUCGCGCUUAGCUUUAGUCAUUGGUAGCUAAUAUUAAAAUGUAUUAGUAGGUCUGUCUUGAGGCGAAAAAAGCUAAUUUUUAAAUUUUCUAAAAUUUACUAGGACAUAAAUUAAAAAGGAUCUUAACAUAUAGACAGAAUGGUCCUGAAAGGGUUCUCAUUUUUAGCUCUUGAGUUUCGGAACGCAAAAGAACCCUAUUAAAUUAUUAACUGAACUUGUUUUAACUGAAUACCAAACCGCAAUCGAAAAUAGGGUUCCGUCUGAACCCUUGGAAACCCUAAAACAGCCCUCAUCUUAUCAACUAACUUAAUAUACUGUAGUGUAGAUUAACCGUUUGAUUUAUUAUUAAGUUAACGGAUCUUGUUAGGUAUAGUUAAAUAUCAUCGGCCGGUUACUUAAGAUUUACCUUUGUUUAGGUAAAGCGAAUGUAUAAAUUAUUUUCAUGUAUUUUUAUUGAAUUGUACACAUUGUAAAACGUUGGUGGUUCAGUGGUUAAGACCGUCCAUCUGUGAACCGGAAGGUUCCAGGUUCGAAUCCUACUUGUGCCACGUGAUUUUGUAUACCAAUCUAACUCACGUCUUUUCUUCGACCACAUCCUUUCGGUGAAGGAAAAAAUUUCAGGACACCUGCAGUUUACUUGAUAAUUUGUCAUCAGAAAAGGCAAUGGUUAACCACUCCAUCAUUAGGUAUUGCCAAGACAGUAAUUGUGUUUGUUUCAUUCCACGUAAUGAAUGAUAAUAAGUCAUGAGGAAUUAAUUGACUGUUGAGGAUUACACUUAAAUCCAAUUUUUUGUUACAUUACAAAUUAUUUCAUAAAUUACAUCAUUACUGUUGUAAUUUUUAAAGAAUUGAAAUUUUAAGUGUAUAUUUCAAUAAAAAUACAUUAUUUUUUAAAAAAUCAUUUUAAAUACCUAAACAAACGUGGUAGCUUUAGUAAUUUCAUUUAGUUUAGAUAAUUUGUGUGCUUUUGUAUUUUUGGCAUUACAACUAAUUAAGUCAUAUUUAAAAACUUUGAAAUUAAUAAAAUCAUUAUUGAUUUUUUACAAUUUAACACUAGUAUGCCAAUAGAGUUUUAUUUUCAAAAAUGUUUUAAAAGUACAUUAUGAUUCAGUCUGUCUAUAAAGAAGAAAAUAAAUGAGGACGCUAUGUUCUCUUGGCUGGCAACACUGGGUGUUUAUCAACCAAUAUUGACCAUUCUAUUUGGUAUUGCAAUUACAAAAAAAUGUAGUAAAAUUCCUCCUCUAAAAAUUUCUCAUAUUUACAGACUGUGCGGAGGUACAAUUGUUGAAUUCUACAUAACAAGCGGAAUUUUGUAUGUAAUGAAUGAUAGCAUUUACUCAUUCAUUCAAUAGUAAUUAUCUGGCAGGCGUAUGCCGUACGAUCUUUUCAGCACACUUACGUAAAACUUCUAUUAAAACUCUAGUGGCGUAAUACUUCAAGGAUGUGUGUCGAAAAAUACAUUUGCAUACAAAUUUAUUCCUCUAAUGAUGUUCCUUAUAAAAACAACUCAAAUAAAAGCAAUCACUAAGUUUUUUAAAGCAUGCUGUCUUGCUUUAGUUAAAAAUUUUGUUUAUAAAAUGUAAUUAAUUCUUAUGGUUCAUUAAUUUAAAAAGAACAUCGCGGAACCCUUAUUAUUUCAAUAAUUCUAAAAAUCAAAGUCAAAUUCUAAAUCAACCGUCAACUCGUGCUAUAUAGAUGUAAAAACGAAAUAAAAAAUAUACUCAAUGCUUUUUCUAGUCAAAUGUUCUAAUGGUGAUUCAAAGCGCUGCAUUUAAGUUUAUAUUAACACUGAUGAUGCUUCCGUGCCUUCUGUGCAGAGGAGUAAAACUGUCAAGUGUCAGAUGGAAGCCUAUCAAAGUAUUUAAUUUGACAGUUCGAAAUUUUUUUUAAUUUUAUUUUUAACAUGUCGGUAUAGUGUGGCACAGAUCACAGAUCUUUUGGCAUGUGGGAAAAAUAGAUACAGGUCGGAAAACUUUAGAAAGACUAUUGUAACAUAAUUCACGUGCCAACUGCCACUGUGUCCUCUUUCUGGCAACACUGGGUGUUUAUCAACUAUCUAAUGGUUAAUAGGCAGCGAAUAAAAUUAUUCGCAAUGGUUAAAAAUGUGGUUCGUUAAAAGUCAUUAUUCUACUCUUUAUCGACAUAUUUUGUUAGUCGUUAUUUAAAGCAUGAUUUUUUUAUUUAUUAAACAAUUUUGCGUAUCUGUACAUUACAUAUGGACUCAUGUCGUUCAAAUUUCGCCUUUAUAUGUAAGGUUGUAAGAACUUUCGGGUAUGACUAAAGUUAAGGUUUGAUAUAAGUACUUAAGUCAAAUAGUUACCCAAAAAGAGAUAAGUGUUUAUAAAAUAUCAUGCCUUUUAUGGGUUGUGAGUAUUACAGGCAUUUUUGAAAAUUGCUAUUGAAUUUGAAUCAUUUAUUUUUGAGUAUUCGGUCUAGUAUCUAUAACAGCACAUAAACAUAAAUUCAUUGUGAAUUCGCCUCUAUUACCGCGGUAUAAAGAUAUUACUUGACAUGUGGUCGGCAGUACGAGGAAAAAGAAUACAAAAAGUAAUAAAAA